CGCGGUACAUUAUUGGUUCACCACGAGAGCGGCAAUGGACGGCAAUCUAAGGGUCACAGCAGAAGCACAUCGAGUGGAUAUGCGGUGAUGAUCAGUGAUUUUGAAUGGUGCUUAGGAAACAAAUUGGCUUCAGGAUAACUUUACAUUAUGGAGAUCACAGAGGCAGAGAUUGACGAGUAUGAAAGUUUACCCCCAACCAGUUCCAUGACCACGCACAUGGCUGCUGGGGCGCUGGCAGGGAUUAUGGAGCACUGUGUUAUGUAUCCGGUUGACUCUGUGAAGACACGUAUGAUGUGUUUACGGCCAAAUCCAAAUGCAAAUUAUAGAAAUUUGAUGGAUGCAUACUAUACCAUUGUGCGUUAUGAGGGGCUUCGUACUACGUGUCGUGGUGUGAGUGCAGUGAUUGGUGGAGCUGGACCUGCUCAUGCAAUGUACUUUGCCUGUUAUGAAAAACUCAAGUGGACAAUUGGUGGCACAAGACAAGGAAAUCCUCUUGCUAAUGCUGUAGCCGGGUGUGCAGCUACACUGCUGCAUGAUGCUGUCAUGAAUCCUGCAGAUGGUAAGUGUGUUUUGGAAAAUCAUUAAUCAUGCACAAAUCAGUGGUUUCACUGUGACACUUUUAUAUGAGGUCUUUUCAUAUCAGCGGUAUACUAUACUUAACUGGUCUGGUCCACUAAGUUUGAGAGAUUG
Messenger RNA from Lingula anatina, 690 nucleotides. Its product is annotated as mitoferrin-1. Gene Ontology annotation, biological process: iron import into the mitochondrion. Gene Ontology annotation, molecular function: ferrous iron transmembrane transporter activity. The record is from RefSeq and is a predicted model, not a curated record. Lineage: Eukaryota; Metazoa; Brachiopoda; Lingulata; Lingulida; Lingulidae. Gene Ontology annotation, cellular component: mitochondrial membrane.